ACGCUGCGUCGCUGGUGCUGGUAGGGGGCGUGGUCGUGGUUCUGCUCGGCGCCCUGGUAAUCUACACGCAGCAGCGCCAGCAGAGCUCAAGCGUACAGGCAGCGGUCGGGGAUCGCAUCCUCGAGAAACCGAUGGAGGGUGCGGCCAUCGCCAGCGUGACGGCGGCGCGGCCUGAUGUGGCAAUGCCAGACAGGAUCGCGGCGCCAACCGGACGCAGCGCAGCCGCAGGCGAGUCGUUGGACCCCGAUGUCCAGGGCGGCAGUGGCGCGGCGAGGGCGGGCGUGGCGGCAGCGGCUGGCACGGACUUCAACGGGGUCGCGGCGACGCCAGACGCGGCUGCAGUUACGGUCGGGAAGCUUUCCACUCCAGCUGUGCCGGGCGUGGAUGCGCUGGCUGGCGAGGGCUUGAACGGGAUCGCAGUGAUGCCACACGUGGCGGCAUUGACGACCGAGAGGGCUACCACUCCAGCUCCCGCCCCAGUCCCGCCGCCGCCUGCCACCCCAGCUCCCACCCCAGCUCCCACUGCAGCUCCCAGUGCAGCUCCCACGCCAGUCCCGCCGCCGCCUUGUGCGAUCUCGGGGGAAAACUGUGCUGAGAGUCGCUGCUGUGUCGGGGCCGGCGAGCAGUGCUACGAGAAGAGUCCCGGGGAGGCGGCGUGCAGGGCAGAGUGCCGUGCUGGUCCAGACAUGUCCGCCUAUCUCGAGCGCUCUAUCUGGUCUUGCCGGGAGCUUGGGGAGCGGACGACUGGCCGAGUGACAAAGGUGAACUGGACGGGCUUGCCUGUGCCAAGGUGGGCAAAGCAGUACUGCUCCUCGGGCAAGGACAACUGCCAGAUCACCAGGUGCUGUAGCGAGGAGGGCAUGCAGUGCUACGCUAAGAACAUGUCGGUGGCCCAGUGCAAGCCCUCCUGCAUGCCGGGCCCAGACCUGACCGACGUCGACUGGAUGAGCUGGAGCUGCGAAGAGAUCGGACCACGCACACCGGGGACGGUCUUGAAGCCGGCCGUCACGAGCCUGGUGGCGUCAGCGUGGGUCAGGACGCAGUGCUCGGUCAGUGGCGAGAACUGCAACAUGACAAAAUGUUGCAGUCAGGAUGGCCACCAGUGCUACUCCAAGAGCCAAGGCUGGAGCUCCUGCAAGCCGGACUGCACGCCUGGGCCCCAGCCAGAGGACCGCGCGGACGAGAGCUGGGCCUGCCGCGCCGAGGGGCCCCGCACGCCGGGCCGGGCAGAGGCGCCUCCCGUGAGGCGGGGCUCCUUCCUGGUCGUCGGCGACCUGGGAGCGGCAGGAGGCGGGCACGUGGGCUCGGCGAGGUGCAGGCUUGCCGUCGCGAGGGCGAUGGACGCCAAGAUGAGCGAGCUGGGAGACGUGAAAUUCGUGGUGAACGUCGGCGACUCCUUCAAAGACAGCGGCGUCCUGGACAGGGACGACGAGAAGUGGGACAGGGCGUGGCGCUGGAUCCACACCGACCAGCUCCGCAGUGUUCCCUGGUACAGCGUAUACGGAAACCACGACUACCGCUCGGACCCUUGCGCGUGCGUCGACGUGGAGGCGGAGUGCGCGCAGGUGAAUUACGACGAGCAGAACCUCGAGUACUUCCAGAUGCCUGGCACCAGCUACUUCAGGGCCUUUCCAGACAUGGGGAUCGAGAUCGUGGGCUUGGACCUGAACAAUUUCUGCGAUGCCAGCUUCGAGACCGCAGGCAGAGGGCCAGGGGAUCUGGUCUUCAGGGAGUGCGCACAGAGUGACUGCGUCGCCAAGUGCGUCAACGUCAUCAGGACUCGUACCCUGGAGGCUCUGAACCUUUUCUUCAAGCGCACCAGGGAGUCCACGGCCAAGUCGCUCGUUGUCUUCUCCCACUACCCGACGGACUACUUCACCGGCUCCCCCGAUUUCCUCAGGGCUCUGGCGGACAACUCCAGGCACAACAUCACAUACUUCGGCGGCCACCGCCACGGCGUCGACAACGCCAGCGCCGUCUCCAUCGAACCGAACAAGUACUGGGUCGUCGGCGAGGGCGACGACGAACGCUGCGACGCGGAUCGGCAGCAGGGUUUUGUCGUCGGGGAGAUCGCAGGCGACAGUUCCAUCACGACCUACCCCGUCUUCGUGGACGGAGGGUGCUGCUCUUCCUGAGAGGCCAGCAGAAGCGGAAUUGACACGAAGCGCUAAACACAUGUUCCACAUGAGAGGCCAAGAGCUCAGCCUUUCUGCAAGUUCAUGCUGGUGGCCGCCACAGAAUUCACACCGUCUUCCCACUGGUAAUGCUAGUCCAUCGGGGAGUACUUAUAGUAAGACAUUGGCCGGUUCCCUGCCAGAGACUUGAGAACUUGUUACCGCUCCGCUUCGUCAUGGGAGGCCAGGCCGAGCUGCCCGGCAAAUGGCCGGGUCUUUUUCUGAAAUAUCUAAGGAUUGGGCAGUCGCAGUUUUAAGGGUAGUCGGCGUCCGAGCCUACCCUCCUGCGUCUAAUGACGACCGCCUCUGCCACCUCGCGAUAAGCCAGUCCUUUGUCGGGUAAGAGUGCUCCAACAUACCUGCUAUUCAAGAGACGGCAGCUUCGGCUGCUGCGUGACCAUUUGUAUCGAAACCAGGCAUCGGCGCAUAGGUUUAUGUGAGCUGUGCCUCACCCGGUCCAAGUGCAUGCCAGUAAACGCCACAAAGUCGUUCAUCCCUGCGAGCGUGUGGGCUCGCAUGGGUAAUUCGCACCCCGUGCGGCCACGCUGGGCUUGCCCGCUCUGCGGGCAUCCGCCCAGUGAUUCGUUGCUCGCGCACUGUCUUCGACACGUCGAUGCACAACCAGAUAUCCUGUUUCGCGCCGAGGUAACUUGCAAGGAGGGGCUCAGAUAGGCUCAGAAUUCCUCCUCCUCCUCCUCCUCCUCCUCCUCCUCCUUCGUGACGUCCUCUUCUUUCUCUUCUCGUGUUCUUCUUCAGCCUCCACCUGGAGUGCAGAGGACCCGGGCCCCGCCAGCGGCGUCGGGCCACGGCGUCGGACACUUCUCUCCCCGAGGCCGCCGACGGUGCUCCCGAGGUGACGCUCGCAGGUCUCGAGCUGUCUCGAGAAAUGCGGCGGACCACCUCUGCAGACACCUCCCUGCUCGCGGCGGCACGGCACGCCUCGG
Prorocentrum cordatum is the source of this 3118-nucleotide messenger RNA. Lineage: Eukaryota; Dinophyceae; Prorocentrales; Prorocentraceae. The record is from the annotation of a GenBank genome assembly.